This is a messenger RNA of Pan troglodytes (chimpanzee), 3329 nucleotides long. RefSeq names its product mucin-20. NCBI's taxonomy places the organism in Eukaryota, Metazoa, Chordata, Mammalia, Primates, Hominidae. The transcript has 2 exons. Gene Ontology annotation, biological process: hepatocyte growth factor receptor signaling pathway. The record is from RefSeq and is a predicted model, not a curated record. The coding region runs from base 32 to 1657 and encodes 541 amino acids.
CAGUUCUGUGGAGCAGUGGUGGCCGGCUAGGAUGGGCUCUCUCUGGGGUCUGGCUCUGCCCCUUUUCUUCUUCUGCUGGGAGGUUGGGGUCUCUGGGAGCUCUGCAGGCCCCAGCACCCGCAGAGCAGACACUGCGAUGACAACGGACGACACAGAAGUGCCCGCUAUGACUCCAGCACCGGGCCACGCCGCUCUGGAAGCUCAAACGCUGAGCGCUGAGACCUCUUCUAGGGCCUCAACCCCAGCCGGCCCCAUUCCAGAAGCAGAGACCAGGGGAGCCAAGAGAAUUUCCCCUGCAAGAGAGACCAGGAGUUUCACAAAAACAUCUCCCAACUUCCUGGUGUUGAUCGCCACCUCUGUGGAGACAUCAGCUGCCAGUGGCAGCCCCGAGGGAGCUGGAAUGACCACAGUUCAGACCAUCACAGGCAGUGAUCCCGAGGAAGCCAUCUUUGACACCCUUUGCACCGAUGACAUCUCUGAAGAGGCAAAGACACUCACAAUGGACAUAUUGACAUUGGCUCACACCUCCACAGAAGCUAAGGGCCUGUCCUCAGAGAGCAGCGCCUCUUCCGGCGGCCCCCAUCCAGUCAUCACCCCCUCACAGGCCUCAGAGAGCGGCGCCUCUUCCGACAGCCCCCAUCCAGUCAUCACCCCCUCACGGGCCUCAGAGAGCAGCGCCUCUUCCGACGGCCCCCAUCCAGUCAUCACCCCCUCACGGGCCUCAGAGAGCGGCGCCUCUUCCGACGGCCCCCAUCCAGUCAUCACCCCCUCAUGGUCCCCGGGAUCUGAUGUCACUCUCCUCGCUGAAGCCCUGGUGACUGUCACCCACAUUGAGGUUAUCAAUUGCAGCAUCACAGAAAUAGAAACAAUGACUUCCAGCAUCCCUGGGGCCUCAGACACAGAUCUCAUCCCCACGGAAGGGGUGAAGGCCUCGUCCACCUCCGAUCCACCAGCUCUGCCUGACUCCACUGAUGCAAAACCACACAUCACUGAGGCCACAGCCUCUGCCAAGACCCUGUCCACAGCCGGCACCACAGAGUCAGCCACACCUGAUGCCACAGUUGGGACCCCACUCCCCACCAACAGCACCAUAGAAAGAGAAGUGACAGCACCCAGGGCCACGACCCUCAGUGGAGCUCUGGCCACAGGGAAUCCCCUGGAAGAAACCUCAGCCCUCUCUGUUGAGACACCAAGUUACGUGAAAGUCUCAGGAGCAGCUCCGGUCUCCAUAGAGGCUGGGUCAGCAGUGGGCAAAACAACUUCCUUUGCUGGGAGCUCCGCUUCCUCCUACAGCCCCUCGGAAGCCGCCCUCAAGAACUUCACCCCUUCAGAGACACUGACCACGGACAUCGCAACCAAGGGGCCCUUCCCCACCAGCAGGGACCCUCUUCCUUCUGUCCCUCCGACUACAACCAACAGCAGCCGAGGGACGAACAGCACCUUAGCCAAGACCACAACCUCAGCGAAGACCACGAUGAAGCCCCCAACAGCCACGCCCACGACUGCCCGGACGAGGCCGACCACAGACGUGAGUGCAGGUAAGUGGCUCCUGCUGGUGAUCUUUGGGGAUUUGGGAUGCGGAGUUUCCAGGACAUCUCCGCACUUGAGGAGUGGAGAGGAAGGAAGGAUCUGGAGCCUACUCAGAGCCUGCUCCUGAUGUUGCCUCUUCGUGAUCUUCUAGUGGUUCUUGGCGAAAUCAGGAAAAGGCAGAUGGAGGGUUGUGUAUGGAAAGGGGUGGGGAUGGAAGUCCGGAGAAAUGGUUUGCGGUCUCGGCUCUGCCUGUAACAACCCGAGUGACCUUGGGCAAGUCCCUGUCCCUCUCUGGGCCUCAGUUUCUCCACCUGUAUUUGGAGAGGGUUGGAAUGGGCACUGAAGUCCUGUCCAGCUCUGACCUUCUAUGAAAUUCACUGUUGAGCAGCUCUGGAAGCUUCUAUUCCAGCCAUAGCCACACAGAGGAGCAGCAGGCAGGCAUCAGGCCCAAGCUGCUGCUCUCUGAUGGGCUCGGACCCCAUGAAAGUGGGGCCUGCUGGAUGCAUUUCCUGGGAUUAUGUGGAAGCUGAUCAGGUUGCUGGGGCAAGUGGAGGCAGGAUAGAGGUGAAGGGCCGUGGGAUGGAGAAUCUCAGAAGACUCCAUCUGGGGUCCGGGAAAGGACAGAGAAGGUAUAUUAGGGAUCGGGUCCUCCAGAUCUAAGGGUGGGGUGGUGGCAUGUUUCUUGAGUUGGUUCCUGGAAAGGGAGCUGAAAUGGUUUAAUCCCUCUUCCAUGAAACGCAGGCGGUGGGGACAGCCACCAGACAGGAAAACACACUGUACAUUGAUCCUUUUAUGACUUUUGUGAAAUUGAUGGACAGGCAGGCAGGGAGGGGUCCUGGGAGAGAGUCUGGGGCACUCCAUCUUGGGGUAACUCUUUUGCUCUCCUCCUUUAAUUAUAAUAUUAAAUAAUUAAAUAAUAAAUAAUUAGAGAAGUGCACAGAUACACAUGCCCCUGGACGUUCAGAUCAGCGUGGUGGAUAAUAGUAACAACGUUUCAGAAGUAGAGUCUGGUUAAAUAAACUACUGCACAUCCUUACCAAGGGAUGGUGCUUCCUAUGGAAAAAGUUUCCUAGGGAAAAAGGUUCCUGUGGAAAAAGGUUCCUAUGGAAAAUGCUUUCCUGAAGAGCACAUGCUUUGAAGGUGGCCAGACUUGGGUGGAAACUGAAACUCUGCUAGUAACUAGAUGUGUAAUUCAGGGAACAUUCCUUCACUCUUUCAGCUUCAGUUUCCUUAUCUUUAAAAGGAAAUGAUCAUAAUAGCACUUAUGCUGCUGUGAGAUUUAAAUGAGAUAAUGUGUCCACAGUACUCAGUACAGUGCCGGACACACAGUAAGCACUCAAUGGUAAUGAUUAUUAUAAUGUAUUUUAAAAUAUGACACUAUAUUCAAACAUACCAUUAUAAUAUGGCAAAUGGGAAUGUGGACACAAUAUAUGAGACAACCUGUUCACAACUGUUUAAUCAGGAGGUUCUCCAGCAUUAGGAGAGAUUUGAUCUUCAAUAAAAAAUCAAUGUGUGAAGGUUCCUAGGCAUAAAAGAAAGUUCAGAAGGAUAUGUACGAAAUAUUGUUGUCUCUCCGGGGAUUGGGAUUACAGGAUUUUUUUCCUCUUUUCUUUUUGUUAAGUUUGUGUUUCCUAAAGUUUCUGCAAUAAACAUAUGAUGCUUGUAUAAUAAAAAUUAUAGGUUUUCCUUAAUUGCAUAGUCAGGGCUUGCCUCCCUGCGCCUCCUACCCCAACUCCCCAACAUACAGUAGUUCUGAGGGAUUUCACCCCCUGCUCCGGGAGAGAGUGGGCUUAGCCUGG